UGUUGUUGAGCGAGAAGGGGGAGCGCGCAGAAAGCAGCUACGCAGGAGAGAGGGGCAGAAGCCGAAUGGUGGAGCUGAAGAUGGCGGAUGGAGACAGCGGGAGUGAGCGCGGCGGCAGCAGCGGGGGUGGAGGUGGAGGCGGAGGUGGUUUCCAGCACUUCCAGAGGGACCAGGAGACCCAGGAGCUGGCGUCCAAGCGCCUCGACAUUCAAAAUAAGCGCUUCUACCUGGACGUGAAGCAGAACAGCAAGGGCAGAUUCAUCAAAAUCGCCGAGGUUGGGGCCGGGGGCUCCAAAAGUCGUUUGACCCUCUCCCUGUCGGUGGCGGCGGAGUUCCGGGACUACCUCGGGGAUUUCAUCGAGCACUACGCCCAGCUUGGGCCUAGCAGCCCGGAGCAGAUAGCCCAGGCUUCCAUGGGGGAGGACGGCGGGCCUCGGAGGGCUCUGAAAAGUGAGUUUCUCGUCCGGGAGAACCGCAAAUACUACCUGGACUUGAAGGAGAACCAGCGGGGGAGGUUCCUCAGGAUCAGGCAGACCGUUAACCGGGGACCCGGCUUUGGUGUUGGGGGCCCUGUGGGCGGCAUGCUGGCCGGUCAGACCAUAGCCCUUCCGGCUCAGGGGCUAAUAGAGUUCAGAGACGCCCUCGCUAAGCUCAUAGACGACUACGGGGGAGACGACGAGGAGCUGGCCGCGGGCAACGCCGCCGCGGGGGGGUUCAGCGAGCUCCCCGAGGGCACGUCCAUCAUGGUGGACUCUAAGCGGUUCUUCUUCGACGUGGGCUCCAACAAAUACGGCGUGUUCCUGCGGGUGAGCGAGGUGAAGCCCAGCUACAGGAACUCUAUCACCAUCCCCUUCAAAGCCUGGAGCAAAUUCGGGGGAGCGUUCAGCCGAUACGCGGAGGAGAUGAAGGAGAUCCAGGAGAGGCAGAGGGAUAAAAUGUACGAGAGGAGGGACGAGUCCGAGGGAGACGACGUGGAGGACGACUGAGAGGAAAUGAAAAAAGAAACAGCUGUUAGUCCAUGACAGAUCUGCAAUAUAGCCAAGGGGGUAUUUUGCAAAAAAAAAAAAAAAAAAGAGAUAAAGUGCAUGACAAAUCGUGCUGUUAUAGCCUACUAAAAAAGUAUCGUGUAAAGUACAUGUGCAAGGGGAAGUUUUUGGUGUAUUAUCCUAAAAAAAAAAAAGUUUGUAGGGUUGAAGGUUGGAGUGGUUGUGUGAAAUCUUUGCAAGUGGAUUAAAUGUGUAAAAUGAGAUAUUUUGAUAUCUCAUUUGGCUGAUUUAAAAAAAAAAAAAA
This is a messenger RNA of Labrus bergylta (ballan wrasse), 1290 nucleotides long. RefSeq names its product purine-rich element binding protein Bb (gene purbb). The record is from RefSeq and is a predicted model, not a curated record. NCBI's taxonomy places the organism in Eukaryota, Metazoa, Chordata, Actinopteri, Labriformes, Labridae. Gene Ontology annotation, molecular function: DNA-binding transcription factor activity, RNA polymerase II-specific; RNA polymerase II transcription regulatory region sequence-specific DNA binding; purine-rich negative regulatory element binding. Gene Ontology annotation, cellular component: nucleus. Gene Ontology annotation, biological process: regulation of transcription by RNA polymerase II.